CGGCCCUUCGCUGGAAUGAUCAGAGGGAACAAAUGAGAGCUGAGAGCGCGAGAUGGUCGAGUGAGGAGAAGAAAGCAGAGCGAAUGCUCGAGCAGCGCAAGUUUGAACGAAGAAGAGAGAGGGCAUGCCUUUACCAGCAACAUGCUUGCAUGCAAAUUGAUCUAAGAAUCUACUGCUUAACUGAAACCUCGCAUGUAGAGCUAAGUCCAAGCAAAUUUGUUCACUUGUUGCUUUGAACGCUUGUUUUGAAGUAAUCGUUUUGCAGGGAAUAUUGGUUGGGUGUGUGGGAUGCUGUGUAAGUCCAUGCUUUGGUGCUGCCUGUUUUUUGUGCUCGGAACGAAGCGAGUAUGUACUUUCACUGGGUACAAAGGGUAUGAUAAAGAGGAGACAGCUACAGGCAUUUUCAAAGGAUAUUGUAUCCCAAUGUCAUACAACUAUGAGAUUGGCCUCUGUCAGGGUUACUCUGGAACAGCCAAGGUUUGCGCGGCAACUUCAAAAGCUGACAAUCAAUUCUCAGCGGAAUAUUACAAGACAAAUGAAGUAAUGUCUUCCACAUCUGCCAUCAUGGACAAGACCCUAGUCAAGGGAGGCACGUUUUUCAAGCAGCUGGCCCUCUACAUGAUCACAAAGGCCUGCAGUCAGAUCGGACCUAACGUCCAAGUGAAUGGAAAUCUGAACGAUGAUCAGAUUCAGAAAGGAGCUUGCAACUUUGUUUGGAGAAGAGAUCAGGAAAUUCAGAACGCAUCCAUUAGCAACACACCAGCAAAGAAUCAGUCAUGGGGAACGUUCCUGUAUCAAGGGCCACGUAACUUGACCUACUUUGUCUUCAAGGGCAUCCCAAAGUCUCAAUGUUCAUACGACUAUGACUGCAGACAUUUCAAUCAGCCAGGACAGGUAUUGCCUAGUUGAUGUUCCAGAGAGAAGCCUUGUGAUGCGAGGUCUAAGGUCUACACCUGCUGUGACUACUGCGAACAUUAUUUCUCCACUUACUGCGAUGCCAAACCCUAUGAGAUCUUCAAGUUCUGCAUGGAGAAGUGCAAUGCGUCUGCAACUCCGUUACGA
This is a messenger RNA of Guillardia theta CCMP2712, 1062 nucleotides long. RefSeq lists its product as hypothetical. The transcript has 4 exons. Bases 289 to 909 code for a protein of 206 amino acids. Lineage: Eukaryota; Cryptophyceae; Pyrenomonadales; Geminigeraceae. The record is from RefSeq and is a predicted model, not a curated record.